Ectocarpus sp. CCAP 1310/34 is the source of this 1149-nucleotide messenger RNA. The record is from the annotation of a GenBank genome assembly. NCBI's taxonomy places the organism in Eukaryota, Phaeophyceae, Ectocarpales, Ectocarpaceae.
AUGGAGUGCGGCAACUACCGGGGCAUCUCUCUCGUCGCCCACGCCGGCAAGGUGCUGCUUAAGGUCGUCGCUACACGACUGAGCCACUACUGCGAGCGAGAGGGCAUCCUCCCGGAGGAGCAGAGCGGUUUCCGCCCACACCGGUCGACGCUCGACAUGCUGUUCGCCAUCCAGCGGCUCCAUGAACUCGCGAGGAAGAAGAGUACUGCGGUGUUCGCGUGCUUCGUCGACCUCACCAAGGCAUACGAUUCGGUGGACCGAGACCUACUGUGGGACGUGCUCCGACGCUUCGGCGUGCCCCCGAAGAUGCUNUUUUUUGCCUCGAUGCUCAUGGUCGCCGUGGCCGGGUUCGACAAGUACCCCAAGGUGACGGCGGACAUGGUCAAGAUCGGGACACAAGUGGAGUACACGGGCAAGAAGGGCAGGUCGGCGGGGAAGAAGACGACGGUGGUGACGGACGCGGAGGCCUUGUGGGCCAUGCUCUACGCUGACGACGCGGCCAUCGUCUCGCGCUCGCCGGAGAGUCUCGAGAAGAUGAUGUCGGUCAUCGUGCGCGUGGCCGGCCUGUUCGGACUGAUGGUAUCGGAGCCAAAGACGGAGAUCAUGUGCAUGCUGCCGAAAGGGAUCGAGGAACGCCCGUUCACGGUCAGCGCCGCUGGCCAGACGUACAAGCAGACAGAUCGGUUUGUGUACCUCGGACGUACCAUCUCCGCGGACGGGAAGGCCGACCGGGAGAUCACGAGCCGCAGCUGCCGAGCGUGGAAGUGCCACCGCCGGAACAGUGCUUCGAUGUACGACAGGCGACGGGUCGACCGCCAGAUCAAGAUCCGGCUUCUCAAGGCUGAAGUGGUGGAGACUCUCCCAUGUGGAUGCGCCUCGUGGAGCCUAACAGCGGAGCACUACACGAAGCUCAAUGGGACCCACCGCCAGUUCCUUACACGGUGCAUCGGCUGGAGCAAGCGGAAACGCUCAGACCGCCCCCUGUCCUAUGCCCAGGCCCUCAUCCAGGCAGGCUGCGAGGAAACCAUCGAGGCCACCGUGCGCAAACGGAGACUGUGUUUCGCGGGCUUCGUUAUGCGCAUGGAGGACAACCGCCUCCCCAAGCGCAUGCUGUUAGGAGCGAUGACGGGGGAGUGGGUGUACUCAUAG